GGAAUCACUGAAAUAGAUCGUAGUAUCGUAAAUGCUACUUAGAAGUGGACUUUCAGGAGAAGUGUUAGGUGUUUGAGUUUUGCAAAAACAAUUUACACAUUUAAAAAAAAAUGCAAACUGAUUGUAAAUGUUGGAUGCGCUGAUGUAUGUAUUGAGCAUUCACUCUAGGAGAAUAUUUUUGUACAAUGGGGAGUUUCUUUUUGCUGAUUAUAUUUGGAUUAUACUUAGACUUAGGAUCUUUACAAGAACCAAGCAAGUCCUGCGAGGUUGGAGAUGUUUGCCAGUACAAGUGUCUGUGCACUAGUCAAUGUCAAGAUGACUUCCAAUGUACCAAGAAAGAUAAAUGUAAAAGAGGAUGGUUUGGUUACAGAUGUCAAUAUCAAGGUUUUGCUGUGUCAGGGGCAACGAUUAAAACCAUUCCUCUAGGACGAAAAACUGAUUGGCUACUUGAUCAAGAUGAUAACACCUGCUAUUAUGAUCCAUAUUUGAAAUCUGUAACAUGGACAUGGGCAGAGUUUAAAGUCAUUCCUCUAACCUGGACGAGGAUGGCUGUAACGGACCUACACUCACUGCUCAAUGUGACGCUGCAGUUCAUGAAAGAAAACUCAACUAAGACGUCUUCAUGUCUAAAUGAGACGCUCGCUGAAGUAACCAACAAAACUCUAGACAGGCGAUGUAAUGAUGAUGUCAGGAUAACAUCUUUAACUUUAUCAGGAAAUCUGUCAUCUUUAUGUUCUUUUUAUAUCAGUGGAGGUAGAAACAUUGCAUACAAACAGAACGCCACGCAGUCAUCAGUCUAUCCUGGCUUUGAAAAGUACACAGCUGACUUAGCUGUAGAUGGAGACACUAACUCGAACGUUUUUGCCGGCAGCUGCUCUCAUACUAACGAGGAGACGUCCCCAAGUUGGAAUCUAACUUUACUAAGCGGCUACGUUAUGACACGGGUAAUCCUUUAUAACAGAGAUAAUUUUUCAGAACGUCUUCUUAAGUUUGCAAUAAAUACAUAUGAUAUGAACGGAGAAGUGGUUGGUUUCUAUGGAGAUAAAGAAUCAUCAGCCAAACCCAUCUUUUAUAUCAAUUUUAACGAAAGUAUGAAAACUACGGUUAAAUAUCUUCACAUACAUCUAUCCGGAAAUAUGAAAAUACUCACAUUAUGUGAAGUGGAGGCAUAUGGAGAGUGUCCAUCUGGUCAUUGGAGCCUAUCCUGUAGUAAACGAUGUCCAGUCUCAUGUCCUGACACCUGUGAUAGAGACACUGGGGCAUGCAACAGUAUAUGUAUUGGCUACAAUAAUCCACCGCAGUGUGAUACAGUUUGCUCUGCUGGAAAGUGGGGAAUAAAUUGUCGCUAUAAUUGCAGUAACAGAUGCGUUAGGGCCUUGUGUAAUGUUAAUACUGGAUUGUGUGAUCAAGGAUGUCAUGGAUACCGUGACUCACCUUACUGCGGCACUGUGUGCUCCAGAGAUAGAUGGGGCAUCAACUGUAGUCAUAGAUGUAGUGAGCAUUGCCACAAUCCCACUUGUAAUCCUGUCAGUGGAGAAUGUCACCAAGGAUGCAAGCCUGGAUACCUACUGCCAGAUUGUACAAUGGAAUGUCCAAAAGGACAAUGGGGAUCGAACUGCACUAGUACAUGUAGCGAAAACUGCUUCGACAAAUUAUGUAACACUAAAGAGGGCAGCUGUGACUUUGGUUGUGUUGAAGGAUUUCAGACUCCAAUUUGCUUACAAAAAUGUGUCAGCGGAACUUACGGAAGGAACUGCUCGUACAAUUGUUCAAGUCUAUGUCUCAACGGAGAAUGUGAUCCUGUCAAUGGGACUUGCAAUAGAUGCCCCGCUGGGUUUGAGGGGCAGGCUUGUGAAUUGAAAAUAUUCAGAGUGGAAUUCAGCAGUUUUGGAAUAGGAAUAGCUAUUGGGUGUGGAGCUAUUGUACUUGUCGUCCUGGUCGUCCUAUUGAAAAUCUAUCACCCUAGGUUGGUUCUGUGGAGGCAAAGGUCAAGGUUUGCUUGUGGUGAAACGAAUCUCCAGGUUACAGAAGGCCACAUCUAUGACCAUAUUUUACAAACAGAUCUUCGAGACGGAGAAGUCAAUCAUGUAUACGAGACAAGUGUCUUGACAUCGCCAGCUCGGACAGAGUACUCUACAGCCGAACCUAAUAGUGGAUACGAAAUACCAAACAAUCAAGUCCACUCUAAUGGGCUUUGUUGCUGCACAUAAAAAUUAUAUAUGUCUCAGACGCGAAUGGCCCAAAUUUUCAGUAAAAGAAAUUACAAAAGUCAUUUCUCUAUAGAAGAAGUAACGAAAGUUAUAUAGUAUAAAACCACAGACCUAUAUAUACUACAAUAAAUAUAGGUAUUUGCUCUCUAUUUACGAUUUAUUUAGGUAGGUGCUGUUUUACUAUUACACACCAAGUAUUAGAGUUUAGAAAAACCCAGGUUCGUUUUUUUUAUUGUGUAACACUAUUCGCUAACACCGUGUAGAUCUAAAUUUCAACUCUUUAUUAGUAUAGUUAAAUCUUUAUAUUAAAAUCUGUAUGAAUGCGUUGGUAAUAUAGUAGAUCUAGAGCUACAUAUUAUUAAUGAGAUUAGUAGAUUUAUGUUAAUAAAUUAAUAGGAAUAGAUAUAUUGUUCUAGAAUUUUAGUAUCUAGAUAUUUUUUUGGCAUCUCGUAUCGCACAGCAGACAAACUUACAAGACAAAAGUCAAAAGCCGUCAAGUCGCAAUAGGUUCUGCGUAUACAGUUCACGCCAUUUACGGUUCUGCGUAUUUCAUAGGCGUAGUCAUAUCACCACAUGGGCACAUGUGAUUCGUGAAACAUUCAAAUAAACAGUAAAUACUGUACUCAUCAUUAAUCUUCGGAAUCACUGACAUUGUCAUUAAGUAGAAUCUAUAUCUAGAUUCUAUCUUGAGACUAUAGAUUGUCACUAGUCUAGCUCUACCUGACUAAAAUUUAUUAAUUAAGAUAGGCCUACAUCUACUAUCUAGAAUAUUCUGUAUAGAAUAAAAAACAUCUAGAAAAAAUCUAUAGCUAGUCUAGAUCAGACUCAGUAGAUCUACUAUAUAUAAAUAUUGAAUAUACUUCUACUUAUAGAUCUACUUUUCAACGCCAAGACCUAAUAUAACAAUAUAAUAAUAAUAAUAAUAUGGCUUGUCAUCAAGAUUAAUGCGGAAUGCAAUAUUUCCAUGGAUACGCAUCCCCAGCUGUGACCUACAUAUUUUUCCCAAACAGGGCAAGCAUAACCAUUGUCCGCCGGUAGUAAAGAUUUUCUUUUCGCCGUCUGCGUCUGUCCUCCUCAGCGGAUUUCCUUUUGGUCACAAAUGUGCAUCCCGCGGCCUUCCAGCUGCCUGUCUCAUUCUGAGACCGCAUGCAACCAGGUGCUCUCUUCUAUGUCUGCUUAUAGCAAGUAAGCGCCUAAUCUAGUCUUUAAAGCGUUUCCGUGAGGCACCUCUGUUACGUCGACCACCUUUUAGCUCGUCCCCAUACGGGAUACGUGCCCUACCCAGCGUAACUGUCGGACCAUAAGAAAUCCGUCUAUACUAGUCUAUACUGUCCAUACUGCGUUCGCAAUGACAUCGCUGUUUGUAGUGCUGUCUUGAUGGAAGCAACUUUGGUGAAAGCGUUCAAGCAGUCUUAGUUGUUUUCUGUAUAAUACCCAUGUAUCAGAUCCAUAUAGAAGGAUUGAGAGAACCACUGCUUGGUAGACACUUUUUAGGCAGGCGUAGCGAUCUAAUCCGCCAACUCACUCCUGGAGGCGUCCAAAAGCACUUUUGGCCAUGGCCAGAGGUUAUCAACUUCCUUGAAAGCGAGGUGUCAUGCUUCCUAGAUAUAUUACGUAUUCUACCACGUAAAGGGGGAUGCCCACUUACGGUGAUCUUUGGGGCUGAGUAGGCUUAUUGGGUCCCUUCAGAAACAUGACUUCUGUUUUCCCUGAGGUUUGUAGAUAAACAGAAAGAGGCGGCAGUGUAUGACCGCGAUCUAGCAGGACCCAAUUAUCGGCUUAGAGAAGCUCUGUUAUGACCAUUUCCUUUGUUUUUGUAUGGGAUAGUAGACGUCGAAGACUAAACACAUUGCCGUCUGAACGAGACCUGAUGUCGAUGCCUUUGUGCAAUCACAGCCUCAUUUGACCCAGCAUUACGCCAGAAAAGAUAGUGAAUAGAGUAGGAGCAAGUACACAGCCCUGCUUCACGCCAUUUUUUAUUGGGAAAUGAUCGACAGGUCACCAUUGUCUCUAAUCUGUCCCACAUGAAACUGGUUAAGAAUGGAUAGGAGCUUAGUUGGGUAUCCGAGCCAAAUCCCACAUAAACCAUUGACCGUGACGAAAGCCGUGGUGAGGUCAACGAAGGCAGCGUAUAUAUAGGUUUAUAUAGUAUACUAGACUGAAAUCUAGUCUAAAAUCGAGAUUAAGUCUCAGACUCUAGAUUUAGACUGCCUAGAGUUACAGUCUAGAGUAAAUUCUGAUUAUCUUAGAUGCUAUUUCUACUAUAUUUAUAACAUAGAUAUAUAUUCUAGAAGUAGAUCUAUACUGAUUCUAUACAUACAAUUCGAAUUGAACCUGAAUAUUUAUGAAUAUAUAGAUUAUAGAUUAUAACUACAUUUUAUAGAUCUAUGACUAUUAUGACAAGGUUCAUGGCAUGUGUGAGAUACAUUUUGCAAAGCAACUAUAAAUAAUGAACUAAAACAAGUUCAUUAUGCGAUUUUUUUUUAUAUUUAGAUGCUUAGGUUAGUAUUAUUUUGGACCAAUGUCUCACAACGGUUAAUAAGAGAAUCAGGUAUAAACAUCAGGAGAAAACACGAGAAAACAUUAAGAAAUUAAAACAGACAAAUAGAUUCAUAACAAACGAAUAUUCACAAUUUAUUACAGUAACACCUUUUUAAACACACCUUUUAAAAAAUCAUUUAAAAAAUUUAAAAUCACAAAAAAAUUUAUUUCGACAAUUAUUUGUGUGUGUGAAAUUAUGCAUCGGAAAAUGCCGGGUACUUGAAAUAAGCUAGUCCUAAAAAAAUGCACAUAUCUUGGGUAAUAGACUCGUCAAAUAAAGUACUGUAAAUGUGUAGUUUCAGGUGCUUGUUUCAGGUCUUUUCUUUCUAUAACCUCUAUCGGGUUUUAUCCCAACUAGCCGUAUUUUUUGUGCAGAUUUUUUUCUGUAUCAGGCACACUUAAAAUUAUAGCAUAAUAAUGUCACUUUAAUUUAAAAAGAGAACUAAAAAUUGCAAAAGAUAAAUAAGGAAAAAGGUACUUCCGGCGCAAUUUAGAAUUCUAGUUUUAAACCAAAGUAACGAAACGCAUAAUCGCAACAAAGCCCUUUGUUUUCACAAAAUAAAUUUUCAAACAUUGUUCCGUUUGUUUCAAUUUAUAAUGAAAAUAUUUUCUAAAGUAUUUAAAUAUCUAGCUCUGUAAUUUGUAUUUUUUUGUUAUAAGUUAUAAAAAUAUUAAUAAAAGUCUGUUUUGUAUACUAGUGUUAACAGAAGUGUGAAUUGUGGUAGUCUUUAUCUGCACCCACAAAAAAAUUCUGCUUUCAUGUUAUUAUUUUUUGAUAACUUUGAUCAGCCUAACCUACGUACACAUGCAGCUAUCUCGAA
Molecule: messenger RNA, 5572 nt
Organism: Biomphalaria glabrata
Lineage: Eukaryota; Metazoa; Mollusca; Gastropoda; Planorbidae
Exons: 13
Coding region: 186-2210 (674 amino acids)
Source: RefSeq, a predicted model, not a curated record